CGCAGGGAAAAAUGGAAAACGAAUACAGGAGGAAGAUGAAAGAAAAACUUGGCCUGAGGCGAGACAUCUUUAAGGAGUUCCUGGCGGAGUUUCUGGGGAUAUUUUUCCUGAUAGUGAGUACCUCCCUCUGCACCUGUCAUCCAGCUUAAAUAGACGCUUUAAAGCUGCGAGCCAGCAGCCUAUGCUAAUAAGGUGUCAAACCGGGUCUCCAGGGACUGUAACUGCUGUCUGUCAUGAGUCUAUUAACAGACUGUAUAUCUUGAAAAUAACAGACUUUGUCUUUCAUGUGCUCAGCUUUGAUUUGCUGCUGACAGACUGUAAAAAAUCACAACAAAAUGUGUCUGAUUUAGGGAAUGUUUAUCUUUAGACAGGCGAAGGCAUCCCUCUCUACAAAUUUUGAAAAUUUGCAAAUAUGUUAUUUCAUCAUAAUCCUUAUGUCACAUGGGGAAAAAAGAUAAACAUGGAAUUAAAUUAUAGCAAGAAUAAGAAAUGUGUUUAUUUCCCGCCCUGGUGUUUUCAUUCAUUCAAACAGUGGCCUGCUUUACAGUUAUGUUCUUCUAUCCACCUGUCCACCCCGAGCUCCACCUGUCACCUCCAAAGCCUGUGACACAGCGUCAACAGCAGCCUUUUUUAUUUGCCUUUAAAUCAACCACACCCUUUACCUAAUUAAGUGGGGGACUCAUUAUUGUUUCCAGCUACAAAUUGUACAAAUUGCUGCAGAUGGUGGACAAGAGGGCUAGUAUUAAUGCUCUUUGGAUGCGGUUCGGUAGCCCAGAUGGUCCUGAGCAGAGCAGGUCCUGGUGACAUACUGAGCGUCCACAUUGGUUUCACUCUUGGAGUCAUGAUGGCCGUCUAUAUUGCAGGGGGAGUGUCAGGAGCCCACGUGAACCCGGCAGUCUCUCUGGCCAUGCUGAUCCUGGGGAAGCUGCCUCUAAAGAAGUUCCCCAUAUACGUGGCAGCACAGUUCCUGGGGGCUUUUGCUGGAUCAUGUGCCGUCUAUGGAUUGUAUUAUGAUGCUUUGAUGGACUUUACCAAAGGAGAAUUUAUUGUUACAGGUGAAAAUGCCACAGCCACCAUAUUUGCAAGUUAUCCUGCAAAACAUCUGUCUGUCCUAAACGGGCUUGGUGAUCAGGUAAUUGCAACCGCUGCACUGGUCAUAUGCAUCCUGGCUAUCACUGACAGGAAGAAUAUUGGCGCUCCAAAGGGCAUGGAGCCUCUGUGCAUUGGCCUGAUCAUCGCGGCCAUUGGAGUGUCCAUGAAUCUGAACUGUGGCUAUCCAAUCAACCCGGCUCGAGACCUCGGCCCCCGUGUCUUCACGGCUUUGGCCGGAUGGGGCAUGGAAGUUUUCAGAGCUGGAGGCUGCUGGUGGUGGAUUCCUGUGGUAGGGCCCAUGGUGGGUGGCGCAGUUGGAGCAGGUGUUUACCUUAUCUUCAUUGAGCUGCACCACCCUGAACCUGAAAAACAAGAGGAGAACAAUGUCCAGGACAAAUAUGAGAUCGUAACUAUGACUUAAUACAAAAAAAACAGGUGUUAGCAAGAAAACUGAAAUCUAUUUCCACUCUAAAAAAUAUCUGAGUACAUUUACAGUGAAUAGUUGCAUGAAGCAUGUACGUGAAUGGAAAAUUUUAUAGUCAUUUAUUUAUAUACACAUGAAUAUUUUAUGAAGCCUUUAAAGUCUCUUUUUUUAAAAAGUCUAUACGACUUCAGGUAUCAGGGUUUAUCUUCCAGGGGCUCUUUUAUAUAUCAAAUUUGACUAAAAUAAUAUAUCAACUAUACAAAAAAUAUAUUCUCUUUACUAUCAUAAUAAUAUAACCUUAUAUAAAGCGUUUCUUCUGCAUUAAUCAGUAGCUAUGCAGUAUUUUUAAUUUCCUAUUUCCUAACUGGGACCAUCUUAUCCUGUUAGAAAUAUUUGCCAAGUUUCUGAACAUUAUUGUUUUUUUAUGUGCUUCUGUCAAACAAGUGGGCAUUAAAUAUACAGCAUGUAUUUGAAAACUGUUGAAAGGUAGCAAUCUAUGAUAUGUUUAGGUAGCAGCAUUAAUUGGUAUGGUGGAGUGUCUUCUCUCUGUGUCACACCAUCCUUUGUGCGCAUGUAAAAAUGUACGAUUGCUGGAUCUUGCCGUUGUGGUUUUGUUUUUUUAAUGUGUAUAUGUAGAAAGUCGAGCCUUAAAAUGACGAUACUGGUAUAAGUUUAUAUUUUCAUUUAUGUAUGCUCACAUAAACGUUUCUUUUCUGCAAAGAAUGUAGCAUAUGUCACUGAAUUCCUUCAUGUUCUUUGUAGCGGUAGUGUCACUGUAUCACAGGCAGUAUGCAAACACUGACUGUAACUGUUUACAUUAAAUCCUUCUCGCAGCUAAUGUGGGAAAUGUGUAAUAAAGGCUGAAAAUUCCCUCCAAAGCACACAAUCAUUGAGCCUCUUGAUUCAGGUUAGUUCUUGAUCUUUUGAGAAUAUCUUAUCUGCACUAUUUUUGUUAUUUACCCUUGAUAUGUAUUUGUUUAAGACAUGAUUUGAAAUGUCCAAUUUUGCCCGAUCUUGCAGCCUUGAAGAAUCCUAUUUACAUCUUCAUAUACUCUAAAACAGGGGUGUCAAACAUGAGGUCCGGGGGCCAGAAUCAGCCCAGCAAGCAAAGAAAGGAGACAGGUUUCAUUUUCACUAAUCUGGCCUACAUAAGAUCAACGUGGGCUGCAUGUUGCCCACCAUGUAUAAUGAGUUUGACAUGCCUCUUCUAUAUGUGAAUCACUGCUAAGAUGGGCUGAGCUCUAUCUGCAGUAAAGGAAAAAAAACAGCCAGACAAAAAAAAAACCAAAUAAAUUAAACCAAUCACAUCACCUGUUUGGUCUUUAUAAGGCUGUUUUUCAGCAUAAUGACGUUAAACACAGCCUUGAAGAUUGGAUCACUCAGAGCAGGCACUGCUGUCAGAAAACAGGAAGCAUAUAACCUCUGCUAAUGUGUGGAUGCUGAUAUUGGCUGUCAGUUGAAGAAAAUAGCCGUUCUUACAUAAUUACUGUGCUGAGUGUCAUUUUACAGCAACACGGUGGUUUGGCGAUAUGAAAGCACUCAAAGCACUUAAAAGUUGUUUGUUUUGUGUUGUGAAACAGGAAAUAAUGAUGUUUGGCUGUGCACCGUGCAUGAACUGGUCCAUUAAACUCUCCACAGUUAACUGUAUGUAUUCAACUGUUCAUUAGUCAAAUUACUUAUAUUUCAUUUUUUAUUUUUCUAAUACUUCUAUGUUUGAGCUGUUUGAAGUCACAUUUUGAUGCAUUUAUCUGUAAUAUGUCUUCUCUCUUUUCUUUCUUCUUCAGCACAUGUCACUGUAUCUUAAUAUGAAGUAAACUGAUAAGCAUUUAAAAU
This is a messenger RNA of Oreochromis aureus, 3349 nucleotides long. It is a transcript of the gene aqp9b, whose product is annotated as aquaporin 9b. NCBI's taxonomy places the organism in Eukaryota, Metazoa, Chordata, Actinopteri, Cichliformes, Cichlidae. Gene Ontology annotation, cellular component: basolateral plasma membrane; plasma membrane. Gene Ontology annotation, biological process: glycerol transmembrane transport; water transport. Bases 746 to 1513 code for a protein of 255 amino acids. The record is from RefSeq and is a predicted model, not a curated record. The transcript is spliced from 6 exons. Gene Ontology annotation, molecular function: urea transmembrane transporter activity; water channel activity; glycerol channel activity.